AUGCCCACUCGUUGCUGCAUCGUCCCCGUCGAGCCUGCCGAUGGCCGCGGCGAGGCGGUUGUUGUUGAGGUCCUGCACGAGGGCACCCAUCCGCUCGACGUUAGGCUGGUUGGCUGCGAGGGCGAAAGCCCAUAUGUUGCUUCCAUUCGGCACCGCAAUCUUGCAGAAUUGCAGCACAAGUUCAAAGGGACCGAUGACGAGUGGGCGACAAUUUUGUCUCAUUUCCUCUUGAUGAAACAGCCUGCAAGCCAACAUGCCCAUCUCUUGCACGGCGUCCGCAUGGUGUAUACUUUGAAGAGUGGAACACUAGUCAUCUCCUUCCGCCAGGACGUUCAAACCAUAAAGGUCACCUUGGGCGAGAUCGUCUUACCCCAGGACGAUGAGUUUGAGUUUAAUCCGUUCGACUGGGCCCGCGCUUCCGCCAUGGCACACGCACAAACAUUGCAACACAUGGCCAAACUCGAGGCCCGCGUAAGUAGCGAGCAAGACACCGUUGCCAAGCUGACCGCGCAACUCGAUGACUUUAUCAAAACCAAGAAUGAGGCGGAAUCUGUCAUGCUGCAGCAGUUUAUGGAGCUGCUGAAUGACAAAAAGAGGAAGAUCCGAGACCAAAACCGCCUAUUGGCUGGUGCAAAGGUUGCCCAGACGACAGCAACCGCUGUUCAAGCGACGAGAGGAGAAACCAGAGGGCGCAAGGCAGGCGCAUCACGAACAAGUAAGCGCAAAGCCUCGUCGCAAUCAGCGCAGCCAGCUUCUGAACUAGUAGAGCCCGAGUCGGACAGCGAUCAGAUGGAGAUAGACCAAGCAAAAGACGAGGAACGUGACGAAGAAGAAAAAGAAGAAAAAGAAGAAGAAGUAGAAGUAGAAGAUGCUGUAACACCAGAGCAGUCUGAUGAUGAAACAGACGAAGAAACUGGUUCCGCCCCACGUCAAAGAGCGAGAUCAUCCGAAACAGUCGGGGGUGGUUCUGAGGUUGCACAUGGUGGUGGCACAGCGGAAGGCGCAGAGACUACGGGCGUUCCCCCGCCCCGAGUCCUGCCAUUCAGCAAAAGGGCAGUAGCAACGCGAAGCAAGGAUGCAACGGCAAAGUCCUCGCGCGCAACAGCCCACGCCGAGGAUGAUGAGACAGACGAUGAGGAAUUGUGA
This is a messenger RNA of Bipolaris oryzae ATCC 44560, 1146 nucleotides long. RefSeq lists its product as uncharacterized. The record is from RefSeq and is a predicted model, not a curated record. NCBI's taxonomy places the organism in Eukaryota, Fungi, Ascomycota, Dothideomycetes, Pleosporales, Pleosporaceae. The coding region runs from base 1 to 1146 and encodes 381 amino acids. The transcript has 4 exons.